AACAAGUAGAAACUCGUACCGGCCAAACUUAUUUUACUACUGUGAGUUUUAUUCCUUAAUUGGUAAAACAACUGAUCAAAUUUGCUGUGGUUUUGAACAUUGUGUCGUGACACUGUGGUCUACAGUACUUAUAAGAUGCCUAGACAAAGCGUAUUAUCUCCAUCUUCGAAGAAGAAACAAAAGACGUGGGACCCUGAACAAAUGAAAAAAGCAAUCGAUGCAGUGAGGCACAAGGUCAUGGGAUAUAAAAAAGCUGAAAAAUUGUUUUCGGUGCCUAGAUCUACACUGAAACGGUUAGUGAAGGAUCCACAAAAGUCUUUAGAUUUACUUGUACAUAAACCUCUUGGUCGAAAACCUAUACUACCACUUAGCUUGGAAGAAAAGUUAGUGGAUUAUAUUUUGUUUAUGGAGGCUAGGUACUAUGGACUCACUAGGAUGGAUGUUAGAAAAAUGGCUUAUCAGCUGGCGGUGAAAAAUAAUAUUCAGAAUACAUUCAAGAAUGAUGUAGCAGGGCGAGCUUGGUUGGAUCACUUUUUAAGGCGACACAAAGAUAAAUUAUCGUUGCGCAGACCAAUGGGGACAUCAUAUGCUCGUGCUAAUGGCUUUAACCGUGAAGCAGUCAAGGAGUUUUUCAAUAUUUUGGAAGCCGAAAUGAGUAAAACGAAUUAUCCUCCCGACAGAAUUUUCAAUGUCGAUGAAACUGGGUUGACUAUCGUGCAAUCAAAAGUACCACAAGUGUUAGGGAAAAAGGGGAAAAGGCAGAUAGGAGCCUUAACUGCUGCUGAAUGA
Molecule: messenger RNA, 789 nt
Organism: Harmonia axyridis
Lineage: Eukaryota; Metazoa; Arthropoda; Insecta; Coleoptera; Coccinellidae
Exons: 2
Coding region: 136-789 (217 amino acids)
Cellular component (GO): nucleus
Molecular function (GO): DNA binding
Source: RefSeq, a predicted model, not a curated record